GUCAUAACACCUCAAAAUCUAUAUAUCCUUAACUCCAACUCUUCUCAUGCACAACCCAUAUUUUGCUUUUAAAUAAAUUUAUUCAUCAUAAUUCUUGAAAAUAGUAUACUAGAGAGCAAUGAGACACAGAACACAGUUCUCACCCAAUUGGAGAGUCAUCCUCAUUUGCAUUUUUGUAUCUUUCUUCAUUCUUUUUGUAACAAAAUCAUUCAUUGCAUCAUCUCCAUCAUCAUCUUCUUCAUUCCACCAAGGACUCUCACCUUCAAAGGUGAGAGAUAAAUGCUCCCUACAAAGCUGCAACAAACUCCCAACAUCAGUGGCUAAAUCUCUCAUCCAUUACUCCACCUCAAGCAUCAUACCCCAACAAACCAUCAGAGAAAUAUCAGUCACGUCGAAAAUCUUAGACAAGAAGUCCCCUAGCAACUUCUUAGUUUUCGGCCUCGGACAUGAUAGCCUAAUGUGGCACACACUAAACUAUGGGGGCAAAACCGUCUUUCUUGAAGAGGAUGAAGAUUGGAUACAACAAAUCAAGAGGAGGUUUCCAAUGUUGGAAUCUUUUCAUGUUAGUUAUGAUAGUAAGGUCAACCAGGCAAGUCAAUUAAUGGAAGUUGGCAAAGGACCAGAGUGUACAUCAAUCUCAGAUCCUAGGUAUUCAAUGUGUCAACUGGCAUUAAAAGGACUGCCCAGUGUGGUGUAUGAGGUUCAAUGGGAUUUGAUCAUGGUGGACGCGCCAACCGGGUACCACGAGGAGGCACCCGGGAGGAUGGCAGCGAUUUACACGGCAGGAAUGAUGGCCCGAAACCGAGAAGAUGGAGGUGAGACAGAGGUUUUUGUCCAUGAUGUGAAUAGGGUGGUGGAAGACCAGUUCUCUAAGGCAUUCCUGUGUGAAGGUUAUAUGAAGAAACAAGAAGGGCGUCUCAGACAUUUCACCAUUCCAAGCUAUAGGACUAAUUUGGAAAUGCCAUUUUGUCCCUAGUCAAUAUUUCAUCAUUAUUCUCAUUAAGGCAUACUUACUCUUAAGUCUUAACCGAUCAUACUAGUUUUUUAUUCAUCUAUUUUCUUUAGCAUUCUUUAAAACUAUUGAAUUUGGCAUUUUCUUUAACAUUCUUUAAAACUAUUGAAUUUGGCA
Messenger RNA from Cuscuta europaea, 1129 nucleotides. NCBI's taxonomy places the organism in Eukaryota, Viridiplantae, Streptophyta, Magnoliopsida, Solanales, Convolvulaceae. The record is from the annotation of a GenBank genome assembly.